Messenger RNA from Prunus mume (Japanese apricot), 1018 nucleotides. The record is from RefSeq and is a predicted model, not a curated record. Lineage: Eukaryota; Viridiplantae; Streptophyta; Magnoliopsida; Rosales; Rosaceae.
UUGAAUAUUCCUCUAAAUUUGGACGUGCUCGAUGUGAAGUUUGUUUUGAAAUUCCUCCAAAUUUAGAUUGGGAGACGUUAAGAUUGGUUCUAUGUGUUGUUAAUAAAGGAAAGUCAUAUGUUCCAAUUGAUAUUUAUGAUCCCAAUAGAGGCAUGGCAGAGACACUUGUUCAUAUCAAUAGAAAAGAGGUCCGAACUGACGGAUUUUUGGGGGCAGGGGAAAGUCAUGUGGUUCUUAAGUGUAUUCCAUUAUUGAAUCUGAGAAACUUACGUGAACUGAAGCGAUUGCAACAAGGUAAUAUGUGUCAAAUUAUAUUUGACUUCUUCUCCACACCCGUUAACAUCCUCUGCGGGGUCCACCUAUUAGGCCACCAGGUUGUUGAUGUCACAGUUGAUCGUGGGCAAAGGCAGGGGUUGUUGCCUGAUGCGAUGGCAGUGAAUGAUGAUAUUCAUGAUGAUCAACACCAAGACAACGAAUUGCUUUCCUUGCCUUCAGCAUCAGAGACUUGUCUUGGCAAGAGGCCUCGGUUAUCAGAUUUCAUGGCACUUGAUGAUGAUCAUCGUGCUAACGUCGUCGACGUUGGUGAUCAUGAAGCUCAAAGAGGAGAGGCGGAUCAUCCAAAGAGGAGGCACACUGAUCUUAACGAGGAGCCAAAGCAAUGAAGUUCCAAAGUGGUUUAUGUAAGCCCCAGGUUCAGCUGUCGAAAUGAACCAAAUUUCCAGGGAAUGGUCUGGUAAUCAAGGGGCGUGUUGAGGCGCCAGCAAUUUCUGAGAUUCCAUUUUAAGUUGCAUAAGGCAAUACCUUUCUUCUCAAUUUAUGCAUCCAGCAUUUAUUCGCAGAUGAACAAAACUUGUUGCAAGCCGGAUUUAUCUAAUGCUUUCAUUCCACACAUAUACUUUGUCUAUGAUUAUUCUAUCUCAUUCAUUGGAAUUGAUGUAUGUCGGGGAUGAAAUGUGACAGACUUAUCUAUUUCAUAAUUUCCAAUCAAGGUUUGUUGAAAAUAAAACAUUAAUUGUAA